CCACAUGGUACCGAAGAAAGCAGGCAGCAAGCCACCAGCCUUCCCCGGCACCAAUACCACCCUCCCUCGAUCCGACACCAGGCAGCGUGCCCUGAUCAGCAUCGAUGGACCGACAAAUGGAUGGCAAAGGCGACGAAUGGCCUGGAUCCAAAUGGGCAGAGGAUACGAGCGUCCUCACGAACGAUCUCGUCCGUAUCUAUGCCCACCUCAAUACAGGUGCCCAUGACCUUGCCCAGUUCACUGACAAGGCCGAUGCCACCAUGGGCUAUCUAUUCGAGUUUCCGAUCGACAAGAUCCACUGUGACGUGAUCACCAAGGACGGGGAAAUGUUCACGACGACGCUCGAGGUCCGAUACGACCAUGCGGCACUGACUGCCGAACGCAACGGCGAAAUGAUCACAUUCCUUGUGGUUGACACCCAGGACGGCAAGUCAAUGCGGCUCAAUAUCAUCGAGACCAUGCUCAAGGGUUGUUUGUCAUUCGAUGGCGACAAGCUCCGCAACAAUGGAAUCGGCUCCACUGGCGACGAUGUAACUCACCUCUUCAACAAGCUGAUCAGGGCACGCUGUGCGAUUGCAAGUGAGAUCAAGGGCAGCAGCACCCUGAACCACAAGGCCCUCAAGCAGCUCGCGAGCAACGAUUCGAUCGAGUAUCGCACCCUCUAUUCACCGAUCUCGGACUACACGCCCAUAUUCAAGGCGAUCGUGGCGACCAACACCAUCCCAGAGUUCAGCGCGGAAGCAAAGGCAUCGGCGGACAUCAGCACCCUCUUUCGCAGGAUGAUCAUCGUCAACUUCCCCAUGAAAAUCAAGACCACGAACUGGAUAUAUGCCAUGCUCGGGCUCCUCGUCGACUCCUUCCCGGAAGCUGCCGACAAAACCAAGCCACUCAGCGCCCACGACGACCUCCAGACGCCAUCCACAAGUGCACGCAAUUCUGCCUCUGCAACUUUGACAUUGUGGAGUACCUUGUCACCAAGUGCUUCGACGUGGACCCUGCACAGAAGCAAGGCCGGAUGAAACUCAGCGAUAUCCACACGUGCUACGCCUGGUGUGGAUAUGAGAGUGCCCGUCGAAACAGGAAUAGUUGCCAACACUUCGCUUGAGGUCA
Messenger RNA from Polychytrium aggregatum, 1110 nucleotides. RefSeq lists its product as uncharacterized. Lineage: Eukaryota; Fungi; Chytridiomycota; Chytridiomycetes; Polychytriales. The transcript is spliced from 5 exons. Bases 105 to 1019 code for a protein of 304 amino acids. The record is from RefSeq and is a predicted model, not a curated record.